Molecule: messenger RNA, 369 nt
Organism: Necator americanus (New World hookworm)
Lineage: Eukaryota; Metazoa; Nematoda; Chromadorea; Rhabditida; Ancylostomatidae
Exons: 1
Coding region: 1-369 (122 amino acids)
Source: RefSeq, a predicted model, not a curated record
AUGCCGUCAGGUCCUCUUUCACCAUCUCAGUCCAGAACUUCCGUUUUCGGCCAGGUGGCUUCUUCCAGCUUGAACCCGGCAAACUCCUCUGAGCUCGUUGAACAAGGCGAUCUGCCGGUCUCAUUAAUAUAUGACCAAAGAAGCGAAGACGAUUUACUGCAGCCACUCUCGAUGGCGGUGCAAGAUGGUGAUAUCUUCCACAUGUCGUCCGUCGGUAUACCACAUCAAUUUCCGCGUAAAGAUCUUCAUUGUGGCAUACCCUCGGGCAAAAGUGGCCAAGAAGACGUCUACGCGGCUUUCAUUCCACGUAGUCAAGCUUUUCCACCACCAUCGACGGCGCUGCGCAAGUCUCUGACGGAUACAUCAUGA